ACAAAAAGCGCUGGAUGAAGUGAUAUAUUUUCCUACAUUUACCUGCAAAUGCCUCCUGUUGUUUGCCAACCAUGAAGAAGGUCUUUAAUUACUUCAACUCCUGCAUCACGAGCAACUUGUGAACGACUCUGUAACGCAGGUGUAAUUCCCACUCUCAACAUGCCAACAAAAAAACUCACAACCACAGCAAACAAGAGCAUCACUUUACAAUCAGAGGAGCAGAACGUGGAAAUGUCAUGCUGGAAUGAGGACAAAUGUACCAGUCACUUUAAAGAUCAAUCAGAGCCGGAGUUUGAUGUGUGGAACAAAACCAGAGCACUGACAUCAUUACCCAGAAACCUCCAGUUUAUAACAAUCAGGAGGACAGAGAAACCGGAUCCGCGACUGACAACAACAACAAACAAAAAGAUGUCCAGGAGAAUCGCGCGUCCCUGUCGCCGGUGAGAUGCCGGUAACGGCGCGGAGAGGAUGCGGUGGCGGGGGCGCGUGCUGCUGGCGCUUGUUGCUGCUCGCUUCCUCCGCGCUCGUGAUGCUGGCGGAGAGAGCGGCGCUGCUGUACUGUGUUGGGUUCUACCUGUGGCAGAAUCAGCUUGGGUUGGCUGGACUGACCUUUGCCCUCUUGUUGCCGGGGUCACUGGUGCAGGUGUUGAGUUUCAGGUGGUACAGGGCCGACGGAGACAAACGCAUAUGUCAGAAUUUCAUCAUACACACACUUCACCUGGGCAUCUUUAAACGGUUGUGGGACUGCAGUGUGUGCGAGUGGACGGCUCAGGGCUCAUCGCAGUCACAUGCGCAGGAAGUGAUGCAGCAUGCGGAUGCGUCUGCCCUGCGUCUGUUGGAGGUCUUAUUGAUGACACUACCACAGACGUUCCUGCAGACGUACACGCUCACUGUUACCGGCUACGGCCUCUUCUCUCCAGUCACUCUGUGUGGUGGUGUGUGUUUGCUCUCGCUGUCCUGGGCGCUGGUGCUCUACAGCAGGGCGUGUUGUCUCAUUCGUCCAGGGCAUUUGCAGAUGCCACCAGCGGCUCUUCUGUGCCAGCUGCUGUGGAGGGCGGGCAUGUUAGCUGCCCGCUUCACCAGCCUCGCCCUGUUCACCCACACUUUCGGUUGUUGGGUCAUCGGGGUUAUGGCAUCUCAUUGGUUGAUCGCAUCGCUCUGGUUGGUCUGCCAGCAGACUGACAUAUAUGUGGGCCAGUGGUCAUGGCAUGUGUUUAACUUCAUUCUGGGAGGCGUGCACGUGUUUUUCUUUCUCAACGUAAAGGACGGCCCCUCUCGAUUCCGGAUGGCAGGAUUCUACACGGUGAUGUUAUUGGAAAACGCUACACUGCUAUUGGCUGCUUCUGACUUGCUGACUGAUGCAUCAUGGGAUAGCCUUACCGUCCCCACUGCUGUUCUUUGCAGCUUUCUACUCGGUCUGACCUCGCUGAUAUUGUACUAUCGAUUCCUGCAUCCCAAAUCCACUGAAAUCACUCAGGGUUUGUGCCAACGUGGACACAUGAGCCAAGAGUGUCUUCAGCCGGUCGAUUUGUCCUUCUCUCUGGGAGACAAAAGUCUUCCACCUGCUCCUCUCCCUGUCCUCUUCCCUUCCUCACACCCUUCUUUCUCUCUGUCUGGAAUUCCCGGCUCUCUGCUGGAGCAUCCCGGGAGCUGCGGUGUAAAACCGGACGGCGAGUGCCGACACCAUCACUGGCUGCUGAUUCGUCUCGCCCUAAAAACCAGUGACCUUUCUAAAAUCAAUGGGGCAUACGGAGCAGGGGGCGUUUCCGGGAUACUGGCGGCGGAUCGUAAGGGAGAGAUCAGAGAGGAUGGGUGUGUGUCCACUUCCGAAAGCAGGGACGAUACGAUGGCUCCGCUGUCUGACUGCAGGGAGGAGUUUGAGAGUGUGAGUGAAGCCAAGGAGGAGGAGGAUGAAGACGAGAGUCUAGAAAUGGAGAGUCCGUUGGAAUCACCGGCUUCGGAGUGCAAGAGGAGCUUGCCGGAGGUAAAGUCUGUGUUCGGGGACAGUCCUGAACCAAAUUACUGCCCUACCGAAUCCAGCUCAACCUUAUACUUCAGCGCCGACCCACAAUCGCCCAGCAGCUCCAGUAACCUGCGGCUGGAUCGCAAUACUCCCUUCAGUUUCGGUUCUGGUACUGCUCUGGAAACUUUAGACGAGCUUAGCCCUAUUACAACAGAUGGUGGGCUGCACAGGGAUCUUGUAAGGGGGCUUCUGGGACGUGUCGGGCCCUGUUACACCUCCACACCCAGACUGAAUGGACAGGGGCUUCCGGAGAGUUCGGUAGCCCACCUCAGAGGCCCCCGCAGACAGGUCGUUCUCUCACGCAGGGGCCUGGAAGAGGAUGCAGGGUUUUAACCAUAUGAACUUAAGCUUUAAUUUACAAAAUGCAAGCAGAUACAAGCCACUAUCGCCACUGAAUUGGAAUUGCAAAAGUAUAUAGUUUUCCGAAUACACCUCUGUUGGCCGUUGAUCGAGCAGACAGAUAGUCCUGCCCCCAACUCCGCCAUUGGAUUCAGAUGUUGUUGUGUCGGGCCGCUCAAAACAAACAGAGGAAUUUUCAUAGUGUUUACAGUUUUUGAGAAAAGAACCUACCUCUCUGCAUAUUAAGCUGGGACAGGAGAAAGUAUUUUGACAAAGAAAAAGUUACACACUGCAGCUUUAAGUUUCGGCACCACUAAGGGCACCAAACAGAAUUGCAAAUAGUUUGAGCAGCCUGACCUUGCAAUGACCUUUAUUAAUGUUUACAUUUCUUUUAGGGUGGCCAAUUUGUUUCAUGUGAAAUACGGGACAUUUGAGCAUUUUGAGCGCUUCAAUAGGGGGUGAUCUGUCCAACAGGGAUAGGGGUGGGGGGAAGCUUCACUACGGGACGUUUCGCCAUCUGACCGGUGGGGGGGUCUUUUGCUAGGCAUCCCAUGUGGGAUAUCUUAACUUGGGUCAAAAUAUAGGAUGUCUCGGCUAAUACAGGACAGCUGGCAACCCUAAUGUCUUCGCAUCUAACCCUAAACUAUUUGAGAAAAUAACCUAUGAAUGGCUUACUUUUGGCUGUCUCUGCAUAAUUAGUUGGGAUAGGAGCAGUAGCAGCUCAUGACCACAGAUAUAGGUGGGGCAGAUCUUCCUCUGAGCGCUAUAGGUUAUGUACAAUUACUGUUUUUUUUAUGCAUUAUUUAAACAUUAUUUUAUUUUUUUUAAACGUUCAACUCAUUAUUCAUAUCAUAAUGAAUAUUAGCCUGUAACAGAAUUAUCUACAUGACAUUUACAUGUUUCCACGGUAUUAAAAAGCUAAAUGCUUAAUAGUAAUAAUAAUAAUAAUAUUUUAAAUCACAGCAAGUUUCAAGUAGUAAACAGGUUCGCAGUAGACAUGUUUCAAAUCACAUACAGCAACGCUGCUGUGUACACCCCCCAUCCCCUUGCUCAAUAAAAAUGAAAAGGUAAAUGUAGUAAACAUAACAUUUUAUUCAGUUGCGCCAAGGCUUUUUGACAUACAAUUUUUCGUCAUGCAAAACAUAUAAUGUCUUAUCACCUACCAUUGUCUUUUAAUUGCCAAACUAUUUUUAUGUCUGGCUUGUCAGGACCAAGUUGUUUGAUGGCCAAUUUGUCUGAAUUUACAAAAGAAACGACACACUGUUACACACACAUUCAUCGAUAGCACUCGCCAUGUUCGCAGUCACAGCUGGUGCGCACUAAUACUAAAGCAACUUUUGGUUUGGCACUACAUUUACGGGGCAGAUUAAUUUUGUGUCCCAAUGCGUCUCAAUGCGGGCUCAUUGCAGUACCAUAUUUGACCACAGAUUUACAUUGGAAAAAUGAGGGGCACUAUGGAGUCCGGAAGGGCAGCAGAUUCUCUGCCCCACAUGCCGUAUAUAUACAGUAUAUCAAACAUAGUCUAACGGACAGCUACAUUACGACAUAAAAAAGAUACAAAAUACAAACUUAUUCUAGGCCAGCUUUUAACUAUAUAUGUCAGCAUUAUGUUUACAUUUAUGGGGUAACACAUAACAUUAUUGGCAGUUUAUAGAAUGGAUCUAUGUUUUCAAGUGGAUGAAUAUUUAGGUGGGGCUCUGCCCUACCUGCCCAUAUAGACAAGCCUCGCCUGGAUAGGAGAAAUUAUUUUAACACCAACAAAGUUACACACUGCAGCUUUGUUUCGGCACCACUAAGGGCACCAAAUAGAAUUGCAAACAGUUUGAUCAGCCUGACCUAGCAACACCAAAGGCUGCCUGUUCACUCAGAUAUGGAAAAAAGUGUGAACUUAAGUUGCAUUUUUUUAUUAAUGUUUACACUUCUUUUAGGAUGGCCAACUUUUUUCCAAACAAAUACGGGACAUUUGGGCAUUUUGAGUGCUUCAGUACGGGAUGUUCUGUCUGACAGAGAUGGGGGUGGAGGGGGAGGGGGUGGGGUGUUGUUGUUUUGCUAGGCAUCCUAUGUGGGGUAUCUUAAUUUCAGCCAAAAUAUGGGACGUCCCGGCUAAUACGGGACAGCUGACAACCCUAAUUUCUUUUGCACUUUUGUUCUGUUUUUAGUUCUGUCUCUCUCUCACUCUUUCUUUGCUUAUGUUCAUAAUGGAACGCUACUGUACUGCAUACUGCACAGUAUAUACUGUAUACUGUUUAAUAAUAUUUGAUAAAAAUAGUAUGUGAAACAAGACAGCUUAUGUAACGCUAAACGUUACAAACAGUAAUAUCCUACAACUGACCUCAUUACAAGCAUUUACAGGGAUAAUCUCAUACAUAAAAGUUAUUUUGCAUUUUUAAUCAAGUUUUGUGUAAAAAUUAGUCUAGAAGGAGAUUAAAAAUAACAGUAGACAUUACUUAUGGUUCAUUCAUCAUACUGGAAAUGUAAGGUCAAGUCGAGUACAUUGCAUUGCGGCGUACAGUGUUUUCUGGUUGUAUUUUGCAGGCUAUUAUAAAAUUUGCAUAUAGAAAAUUUGCAUUUUGUACAUUAUGUAAACUGUAUGUGCAGUAUGGAAGUAUGCCAUUCCGAACAUAACCCCAUCCAAAAAAUAAAUAAAUAAAUAAAAAAUAAAUCCACAUGCUGUUGGUUGGAGCUAAAAGCACAAUGUUACUCUAAUGUCUCAGUGAUCUCCACUUUUAUGAAGGGCUGUGGUCUGGAAUAUUAUUCUUUGGCAAAUAGUGUCGGAUUCAGAUAGAGAUAAAACUCAUUUUAGAGCAUGAUCAGCAUUAGAGGAUUUGCUUUUAUCUGCUUGUACUAGUAUAGGCCUGAGAUCUCUUCCUCUGAUAUACUGUAUUUUGACAACUCAUUGACAUUGCCUUUAAAGGAUAGGUCAGUUUAUAUGUAUAGCUUCUCAUAUCUUUUUAUAGUUUUUAUUGGUUUGUUUGUUUUUAUAAAAUCAUUAAUUUGCAGAAUGCAGAUAAAGUUCAUUAGGAAUGUUUGGGGUUCAGUACAAACCUUGACUGACCGUAUUUGUGCCAUUCAUAACAACAGAAUUGCAUUUACAACAAAAGACUAUAAUUGGAAAAUUACUGUAACCACAAUUUUUUUAAAACCGAAGGACAAGUCAAAAUUAUUUGAUUUUAUAUAUAUAUAUAUAUAUAUAUAUAUAUAUAAUAUCAGCAUUAUGCUACAAAUGUUGUCAGUUGAACUUGUAUUGAGUCCGGAAUAUUCUUUUUAAAUUUCACAAACUAACCCUAACCCUAAAUAUAAAGUAAAGUGUUCUCCCAACUCAUUUUUAGGCAUUUUAAAGUGUUACAAAUGCACCCUAAUUUGGCUAAUUUGGCUCCAAAGCUAUUUAUUCUGUUUAUUUCUAAAGCUGAUGCGUGGUGCUUCUGUAACACGGCUGUUUAUGAUUUGAGCUCACCUUUUUAAAAUCCUGUACAGAAUUGUACAAAUGACAUCUUAAAAACAUCAAUAUUCUAGAUACAAUACAUUUGCCUUGGAUAGGAACUCAAGGGUAAUAAUAUGUUUCAGGGAUAUUCCAAUAUCUGAACAUUACUGAACACUUUUGUGGUUUUUCGCUGUUUGAAGUGCUCACUGUUUGUUUGUUUUUCAAUUGUUUUACAUUAAUGCCUUUUGAGAGCGUGUAAACUACCAACUAAUAUUUAUUUGCAUGCUUUUUUUAUUAAGAUGAUUGUGUGCUUAAACAGUAGCUGGGUUAUGUGCACUAACUGGACUCCUUGACAAUAUUUGCAAUAAUUUCAAAGCAAACGCCAUGAGAUUAUGAUGAUAAGAUGAUGUGUGUUUGCUGUAUCUGGAUCUGGAUUGUAUGCUGAUUAUGGUGAAUACCAUUUACUCAUUAAAUUAAUUUCACUGGCAUAAUGAGCUUUCAUCAACAACAGUGUAAAAGGUGUCAUCAAGCCCAUUUUUAUUUGCUGUAGAUGAGCACAGCAAGACAAUAUUAGUGUCAUAAAGAUAACUGUAGGAAACUGGAAAAUAUACACCAUAUACAGUAGGCCUAUGCAUGACACAGAUUAAACUAUUAUUAAUAUACACACUAGAAAGAAUAACA
Messenger RNA from Myxocyprinus asiaticus (Chinese sucker), 6464 nucleotides. RefSeq names its product XK related 5a (gene xkr5a). The record is from RefSeq and is a predicted model, not a curated record. NCBI's taxonomy places the organism in Eukaryota, Metazoa, Chordata, Actinopteri, Cypriniformes, Catostomidae. Gene Ontology annotation, cellular component: plasma membrane. The transcript is spliced from 9 exons. Gene Ontology annotation, biological process: phosphatidylserine exposure on apoptotic cell surface; engulfment of apoptotic cell; apoptotic process involved in development. The coding region runs from base 446 to 2356 and encodes 636 amino acids.